AAUUUCUGCCGUCUAAUCCAUUCAUUUUGAGCCACCUAGUAUUCCGACCUCAAUACACGCUCCUCGAUAGGCAUCCGACCAACUACCAAACUACCCUGAUUACGAUCGUUACUACUUUGAAUACCUACUGAGAUCCGGCUGCCUUACUACUGGAGAGUAUGCAGUCGAAGAGAUAAUCCAAAGACAAAACUCCCACGGUCAUUAAGCGUUAAACCAAAACCAACACAUUCUCUUCGCGCCAUACUAUCUACUUAAUAAGACGACUAAGCUCCAAGCUUGAUUGUUACCUUACUUGCUUGAUUGACCAUAAUCAGAGGGCUCGCCCUCGACAGUCCAUCGCGAUGUCGACCCGGUCUAUUUUUAAGGUAGCCACUGUGCUGCUCUCGGCUGUCGCGUCUCCCGUCGUUGGCCAACUCACCACCGCUUGUAAUCCCCUGAAUGCGACUUGUCCAGCAGACCCGGCCUUGGGAACGACGCAUACUUUCUACUUUAACGCUACGCCGCCUACGGGUACGUUCAAUACGACUGCUGGAACCGUUGGCUAUAACUUCGACACCGGGGCUGCUUUCACGAUUAACAAGAAAGGCGAAUCGCCAACCCUAAUAUCGAACUUUUAUUUCUUCUUCGGCAGGACAGAAGUGCACCUGAAAGCCGCACCUGGCACUGGAGUCAUUAGCUCAAUCGUAUGGUCUUCUGAUGUUCUCGAUGAGGUGGACUGGGAAUUUAUGGGAGGGAAUACCACGCAUGUGUCUACGAACUAUUUCGGAAAAGGAGUGCCCGACUUCCACAAUGCGCAGUACCAUCCAGUCAAUGGUGGAGUUCAGGCCGACUACCAUAAUUACACUUGCGUGUGGACUAAGGAUCAGCUCGAAUGGUAUAUCGACUCACAACAUACCCGCACGCUCCUCGCGAAGGAUGCCAACAAUACGCUAUACUAUCCCCAAACACCCAUGAAGCUCAGUCUUGGUAUCUGGGCGGGUGGUGACCCGGACCAGCCUAAAGGCACGAUCGAGUGGGCUGGUGGUAUUACGGACUACGCCGAGCCGUACACGAUGUACGUGAAGAGUGCUCUAGUACAAGAUUAUUCUACAGGAAAAGAGUAUUCUUACGGAGAUAAUAGUGGAACUUGGGAAAGUAUUAAGAUCGCUAGUGGCAAUUCAACCGCCGUUGAGAACAUCAAUAGGGAGCCAGAGAAGUCGCUUUCCGAAAAAUGGAACGAUCUACCAUCUAGCACGAAGAACGGCGUUUACGCCGCAGCCGGUGGAGUGGGCGCCAUCGCUUUCAUUGCCCUCGUUGUCUUUGGCCUGAGACAGAGACGCCGCGGUAAGCAGGAGGCAGCGUUAGCAGCACAGCGCCAAGAACAGGAACGAGUUGAGUUGGAGAGAUUCAAGAGAGAAGGAAGAGACCCCGACGCGUUGGCCUUCGACGGGACUGAAUAUAAAGGCGCGAUGGCUACAGCCGCGUAUGCCGUGCCCGACUCACCUCCUGGAAGUUCUGCGGGUCCACCUGAGAAAGCGUGGGACCCAACUGGCCCGGGUGCUGCCACUGCUGCCAUGCCGCUUCUUCGUGAUGAUGCGAUGAGCCAGCGCGUUGGCGGCCCUGCGCCAAGUUCGGUCGGACCACAACGAAACAAUAGUUUUCCCUCGCCGAUCCACACGCAGAGCCCCGGCCAAUCACCUCAGAUCCCGGCCCCUACCCCUAUAUCGCCCGUGAAUCGGACUUUCUCGCCUUCUAACGCUUCGAUGCGGAUGGGAUCCCCAGGACCUCAAGCUGGCGGGUACGGAUCGCCCAGAAUAAAUAGCCCUACAUCCCCGAGACCAGGUUACGGACGAUGAUGACGACCGAGUCAUUAGCAGUUGAAUAUUAUGAGGAGGUUUUAUUUUAUUUUUCAUUUCCCGCGGACGAGGAUCAACUAGACAGGUCUAGCCAAUGACUAGAGAGAGGUAGCUAUAGCUCGGGCUUUGCCGAGAAGUUGGAAAUGUGCUGUGAAGGAGAAGACGCAGAUACUCAUUCCAUCUUCGGCUGGCAACGAUAGGUUUACGAGAUCUUUAAUCUUCGAAUACCCGAUAUUUGGAUAUACAAGAAUUUUGUUUGAUAUUUUAGGUGCUAUGAUGUAAUGCGAUUUUCUGCACCUAAUCUCUAGCGGCUCUAUAUGUACCUAUGUUCUUGUUGGAUAGGUAGCUACCUAAUCAAGGGAAUCUUAUAAUUACUAAUUUGGCGCAAAUAAGGUAGUACCUAGGUAGUGAUCCGCGAAA
Molecule: messenger RNA, 2255 nt
Organism: Annulohypoxylon maeteangense
Lineage: Eukaryota; Fungi; Ascomycota; Sordariomycetes; Xylariales; Hypoxylaceae
Product: glycoside hydrolase family 16 protein
Exons: 2
Coding region: 342-1835 (497 amino acids)
Biological process (GO): carbohydrate metabolic process; fungal-type cell wall organization
Cellular component (GO): fungal-type cell wall
Molecular function (GO): hydrolase activity, hydrolyzing O-glycosyl compounds; glycosyltransferase activity
Source: RefSeq, a predicted model, not a curated record